Petromyzon marinus (sea lamprey) is the source of this 2352-nucleotide messenger RNA. RefSeq lists its product as uncharacterized. Gene Ontology annotation, biological process: regulation of transcription by RNA polymerase II. The record is from RefSeq and is a predicted model, not a curated record. Gene Ontology annotation, molecular function: RNA polymerase II cis-regulatory region sequence-specific DNA binding; DNA-binding transcription factor activity, RNA polymerase II-specific. NCBI's taxonomy places the organism in Eukaryota, Metazoa, Chordata, Hyperoartia, Petromyzontiformes, Petromyzontidae.
UAGGGGUCGAGGGGGUGUGAGGGUGGGGGGGAGGCACUCGCACGGGGGCCAACAGAGCGCGGGCGACCCCCUCCGUCUCCAGCUCGCUGCUGCUCUCCCCUCUUCGUCUCGUCCACCUCCUCCUCGUCCUCCCCUCCACCCUCCUACACCUACCUCACUCGUCCGUCUUCACCACCACCAACCACCACCACCGUCUCCUCGUCGCCUCGUUGAGCGGCUGGAAGACUUCACAGCUGAGGGGAGAGGCCUGGUCGCGCCAUACACUCGUGUGAGGAAUGGCGUGCGCGGUGGCAUCCGUCCCAGCCAUCGCCUCCAUCCUGGAGCCGGGCAGGGACUUCCCGGCAUGGCUGGAGACGCAGGGCGUGAACGCGGAGGUGGCCCGGGCCAUGGACUCGGAGCUGGGCAUCCGGGACUACGGGGUCCUGCGCGCCUGUGUCAGGGAUGGUCUCGUGCGGGCCGAGCUGCUGGCCGCGGCGCGCGACCGCCUGCCCUUCGGCUUCUACGCCGUGCUGCGGCAGGUGGUGAAGGCCCUGCAGGGAACCGAGCCCCACGACACCGCCGGGACACCACGCUGGGACGACGACGCGGCCGCCUCCUCCCCUGGUGACGUGACGCUGGGAGGGCUGGUGGAAGUGCUGCUCGCGUUGCUCAGCGGUUUGAGCCGGGAGCUGCUGCUGUCCAUGCGGAGGCUGGGAGGUGGUAGUGGUGGUGAUGGUGGCGGUGGCUGCGGUGAUGGCAGUGGGAAUGGAGAUGGACGGGUCUUUUCUGGGGACUCCCCGCCAGACCCGGAGGGACUCGCAUCUGAUUACAGGGUGGCUGAUGAGGAGGAGGGCACGGCAAGCGUGAAGGAUGAGUACUCAGGCUAUGAUGCCACCACAGUGUUUGCCAACGCUGAACACCACUCGCCAACACAAAUGGAAGACUAUGGUGAACACUACUACAAUCACCUGUCCGAGGAACCUCGGCAGACCCCAACCACAGCUGUUGACGGGAACAGCCCCAAUGGCGUGCCUCACAACAUUAAACUGGAGACAUUUGAAGGGGAGGAGUCGAGGGCAGCACUGGGAGGAGAGGGGAGCGACCACCUGCGCUGGGAGGAGACGGAAGCCCACCACUCAGUGGCAGCAGGGACCGCAGCAAACAGCGGAUCCCAGCUUGCAGGUAAACUGUUGGACAAAACCCCCCCAGGCUAUGUCAAGGAUGAUAGACACACACCAGCAGAAUCGCUUGUGCCUCAUCCCAACCAAUUCGACCGCCAAUGGCGGCAACAGCAGCAGGAACCGCAGCAUCAGGUGAUGGGCGAAGACCGGGUUAGCACCGAUUGUGCCGCAACUAGCACCACCGCAAGCCCACGGCUCCCCGCCAGCUGGCGCGCAGCCGUCAUCACUGCAGCCGCUAGACGACGCAGCCGGGAGCCCGGCGGCGCAAUUAUCGGCGUUGGUGGUGGCGUUGGCAUUGGCGGUGUCGGAGCCGGCAGGGGCGGGGGACGGCGCUUCGAAUGCGCGCAGUGUGGCCGGCGCUUCUCGCGUUCCGAGGCGCUGGUGUUCCACAUGCGCACGCACACGGGCGAACGACCCUACGGCUGUGACGUGUGCGGCCGUGCCUUUUCGCUGCACUCGAACCUCAAGGUGCACCGGCGGACCCACACGGGCGAGCGCCCGCACCGAUGCGACGUGUGCGGCCGUGGAUUCACGCAUCGCUCCAGCUGGAAGAGGCACCAGCGUACGCACGACCGCAUAUACAUGAUGCAACAGCUACCAACGACGGUGCCACCGCCGCUGCAGACGAUGGCGCAGCGACAGCAUGGCGAUCGUACACUCUAGACCUCCGCUUUGUGAGUUUCGACAAUAACGGACUCCCAGUGCGUGCCACUCGGAGAGUGCUUAAGCACUUUCCAAUGAGUCAGCGAUCGGCGUCGGCAUACAGGUUUCCGUUAUUCCGCUGUCUGGAAGCCCAAAUGGAAUUUCUGGAGAGCUGACUGAAAAUAAUAUAUGGCCAUCAUCAAAAAGACGGUACGCCGUAUUCCAGCACUAUCAGUAAACUAUACAAGACUGCAGCAAAACAACACAUCACACGGGGAUACCAGAAGUGUUACAUUCCAUGUUGCACCAAAGAAAGUAAAUUUUUUAAAGCAGUACGAGCAGAACAAUGACUCUGUCAUUGAUCAAGCUCCGCUUGACUUAUUAAAUGAGGCUAGACGACAACAGCGGUGUGGUACAGCAGAGGGCCUGGACUUCACAGAUUCCAGUUGCAAGGCCUGGAACCUGCUCCGCACUCUUGGUACUGCAAAAUCAACAGCCUCCCAAACCCCAGGAGUCACAGCGGACGCCAUUGGUGCUCACAUUCUCCAGA